AUGACGGUCGCAGUUGUUGUGUCCUAUCCUUCGGCGGAUCCAAAGACCGGAGAGCCCCUUAAGUUCGAUAUGGACUACUACAAGGCGAAACACAUGCCUCUCAUUGACAAGGUCUGGGGAAAGCACAACAUGAUCUCCUGGUCCAUCAACACCUUCGAGAAUCCAGAUCCGUUCACAGGUCAACCGGCUCCUUAUGGCGUUCAGACCACCAUUCUAUGGCAUAAAAUACAGGACUUCAAGGACGCUAUGGCAGACGAAGGUAGUAAACUCACGGGAGCAGACGUUGCCAACUUCAGCAACGUCUUCCCUGCGAUCUGGACAGGCGGAACAGGAGCAAGUGGUGAUCGGCAAGGCAUCGAGAAGAACAUGAAGGAUUUCGUGUACGGUCAGGGAGGACUUUGA
Cyphellophora attinorum is the source of this 402-nucleotide messenger RNA. RefSeq lists its product as uncharacterized. The transcript has 2 exons. Gene Ontology annotation, molecular function: oxidoreductase activity. Lineage: Eukaryota; Fungi; Ascomycota; Eurotiomycetes; Chaetothyriales; Cyphellophoraceae. The coding region runs from base 1 to 402 and encodes 133 amino acids. The record is from RefSeq and is a predicted model, not a curated record.